CCGCCCGGGCCGGCCUCUCUCCAGCCCCUCUCCGGCGCGCAUAGUCGCGGCUGUCGCUGCAGCCGCCUCCGGAGCUGACCCGUGUCUGGGGACCGGCCCCUCGUGGCGCCGCUCGUUUUCUCCUGUGGCCUUCACUAAGGAUGAGUCCCUGCGCGCCUGUGUGCCCACCCCGCGGAGACUACUGGCGCACUUUCAUCUAGCGACUGGUCACCCUUGCAAUUAUGGAUAUUUAAAAGGAGCAGACAGUGUGGAGGGGGAGUUCCCCUCCUCACUCCCCCUUGGUGCUUGACUCCAGGAAUAAUUUAUAAACUGUGGAUAGUUUUUUUUUUUAAAUAAAGAACUUGUAUUUGAUAUAGACUUUAUAGAGCUAUUUAUAAUUUUUUGAUUUAAGUGCCAAAAUAAAUUGUACAAAGAUAUAUAGUUUUAUAUUAUUGCCGUGAGGAUUUAAAUUAUAAUCCUAAACAGGCCAUUUAUUCUCUAUAAAUCUUUCUGAAUAGCACCUUUGUGUCCUGGCUUUUUCAUUUUUUAAAAUUAGUCUUAACUGACUCUUCUGAAGAAGUAAGCGUAUAAAAACAAUCAGGAUGAAUUCUUCCAUCCCUGACUGCACAUCGAAGUGUCAAUCCCUGAAGCAUGCUUUGGAUGUCCUUUCUGUGGUAACAAAGGGGAGUGAAAACCAAAUUAAGGCCUUUCUCUCCAGUCACUGUUACAAUGCUGCAACUAUCAAGGAUGCCUUUGGCAGAAAUGCCCUCCACCUUGUUUCCUCCUGUGGAAAGAAAGGAGUCUUAGAUUGGCUUAUUGAGAAGGGAGUGGAUCUGUUGGUGAAAGACAAGGAGUCAGGAUGGACAGCUUUGCACAGAAGCAUUUUUUAUGGACACAUUGAUUGUGUUUGGUCUCUAUUGAAGCAUGGUGUUAGUCUGUAUAUUCAAGAUAAAGAAGGCUUGACAGCUUUAGAUCUUGUAAUGAAGGAUAGACCAACUCAUGUAGUAUUCAAAAAUACUGAUCCUACAGAUGUCUACACUUGGGGAGAUAAUACAAAUUUCACCCUGGGUCAUGGAAGCCAGAAUAGCAAACAUCAUCCAGAGUUGGUGGAUCUGUUCUCCAGGAGUGGGGUUUAUAUCAAGCAGGUGGUGCUCUGUAGAUUUCACUCAGUGUUCCUGUCUCAGAAAGGGCAGGUUUAUACGUGUGGUCAUGGUCUUGGAGGACGUUUAGGCCAUGGAGAUGAACAGACAUGCUUGGUCCCUAGGCUUGUGGAAGGACUGAGUGGUCAUAAUUGUUCCCAAGUGGCAGCUGCUAAGGAUCAUACUGUUGUAUUAACUGAAGAUGGAUGUGUUUAUACGUUUGGUCUAAAUAUUUUUCAUCAAUUAGGAAUUGUUCCUCCACCUUCCAGUUGUAAUGUACCCAGACAGAUGCAAGCAAAAUAUCUGAAAGGAAGGACAGUCAUUGGAGUAGCAGCAGGCAGGUUUCAUACAGUGCUAUGGACUAGAGAAGCUGUUUACACUAUGGGACUAAAUGGUGGACAACUGGGUUAUUUACUAGAUCCCAAUGGAGAAAAGUUUGUAACUGCUCCUCGUCAAGUCUCUGCUCUUCAUCAUAAGGACAUCACUCUGUCUUUGGUUGCUGCAAGUGAUGGGGCCACAGUCUGUGUUACCACAAGGGGAGAUAUUUACUUACUUGCAGACUAUCAGUGCAAGAAGAUGGCUUCAAAACAACUAAACUUGAAAAAGGUUCUUGUAUCUGGGGGGCGUAUGGAUUACAAGGUUUAUCCUGAACAUUUGAAAGAAAAUGGGGGUCGAAAUAUUUGCAUUCUUGCAAUGGAUGGAGCUGGAAGGGUAUUUUGCUGGAGAUCAGUAAGCAGUUCUCUGAAGCAGUGUCGAUGGGCCUAUCCACGCCAAGUCUUUAUUUCUGACAUUGCUUUAAACAGAAAUGAAAUUUUAUUUGUCUCACAAGAUGGAGAAGGAUUUAGAGGGAAAUGGUUUGAAGAGAAAAGAAAGAGUUCUGAAAAGAAAGCAGAGAUUUUAUCAAACCUUCAUAAUUCCUCAUCAGAUGUGUCUUGUGUCUCUGAUAUAAAUAGUGUAUAUGAAAGAAUUCGACUUGAGAAACUUACUUUUGCCCAUAGAGCCGUUAGUGUCAGCACAGAUCCAAGUGGAUGUAACUUUGCAAUCCUGCAGUCAGAUCCUAAAACAAGCCUUUAUGAAAUUCCAACUGUGUCCUCCUCAUCUUUUUUUGAAGAGUUUGGGAAAUUGUUGAGGGAAACAGAUGAAAUGGACAAUAUUCAUGAUGUGACAUUUCAAGUUGGCAAUAGAAUCUUCCCUGCACAUAAAUACAUUUUGGCAGUGCGUUCUGACUUUUUUCAGAAAUUGUUUCUUUCAAAUGGUACUACUUUAGACUUUACAGAUGUUUACCGGAAAGAUGAAGAUUCUGCAGGAUGCCAUCUCUUUGUGUUAGAGAAGGUUCAUCCUGACUUGUUUGAAUACCUUUUACAAUUUAUAUACACAGAUACUUGUGACUUUUUAACUCAUGGCUUCAAACCAAGAAUAAACUUAAACAAAAAACCAGAAGAAUAUCAGGGCACUCUGAAUUCUCAUUUGAAUAAAAUGAAUUGCCAUGAAGAUAAUCAGAAGUCAGCAUUUGAAGUUUACAAAAGUAAUCAAGCUCAUACAAUUAAUGAAAAGCAGAAAAGCAAACCCAAAUCUUCCAAAAAAGGAAAAAGUGUUGGAGAAGAUGAUCCUGUAAAAAUGUUGCAAAAUAUUGCAAAGAAAUUUGGUUUCAGUAAUUUGAGUAGUAGGUUAGAUGGAGUCAGAUUUGAAAAUGAAGAAAUUAAUGUUAUUGCCAAGAAUACUGGUAAUAAACAAAAGCUAAAUCAGAAAAAAUGUUCUUUUCUAUGUGAUGUGACCAUGAAAUCAGUGGAUGGAAAGGAAUUUCCUUGUCAUAAAUGUGUUCUUUGUGCUAGACUUGAAUACUUUCGUAGUAUGCUGAGUAGCUCAUGGAUUGAGGCUACCAGUUGUGCAGCUCUGGAGAUGCCAAUACAUUCUGACAUAUUGAAAGUUAUUUUGGACUACCUCUAUACUGAUGAAGCUGUGGUGAUAAAAGAAUCUCAAAAUGUGGACUUUGUUUGUAGUGUUCUUGUGGUGGCUGAUCAGCUUCUCAUAACUCGACUGAAAGAGAUUUGUGAAGUAGCAUUAACUGAAAAACUUACGCUUAAGAAUGCUGCUACACUACUGGAAUUUGCAGCAGUGUAUAAUGCUGAACAAUUGAAACUGUCUUGUUUACAGUUUAUAGGACUGAAUAUGGCAGCUUUACUUGAAGCAAGGUCUCUUGAUGUUUUAAGUGAUGGUGUUUUGAAAGAUCUUUCUGUGUUUUAUAGAAAAAUGGUUCCGGGAAUGGAUAGAAGAGUUAUUACACCAUAUCAAGAUGGACCAGAUAUUAGCUAUUUGGAAGUAGAAGAUGGAGAUAUCUUUUUGAAAGAAGAAAUAAAUAUGGAACAAAAUUAUUUGGAAAGUAUAUUCAAGAAGGCAAAAACGAAAGCAAAAAAGAAGCCACGUAAGCGUUCGGAUAGUUCUGGAGGUUAUAAUCUUUCAGAUAUUAUUCAGAGUCCACCAUCUACAGGCUUUCUAAAAAGUUGCCUGUUCUCUUCCCUCAUCCUCCACACACUUUUUACUGAUCCACUUGGAAGAUUAUUAAAGUCUGGUAAGACCACUUCUGUGGAAUCUCUUCCAGAACUAUUGACAUCAGACUCUGAAGGAAGCUAUGUAGGAGUGGGUAGUCCUAGAGAUUUACAGUCCCCUGAUUUCACAACAGGAUUUCAUUCAGAUAAGAUGGAGGGGAAAAUUAAACCAUAUGUUAAUGGUACACCUCCUGCAUAUUUUAGGGAUGAUUUAAAACCCUGGGAAAAAUCACCAGUAUUUAAAAUAUCUGCUCCACAGUCCAUUCCCAGUAACAGAAUUGAUACUACAGGCUCUUCUAGUUGGGUUGCUGGUUAUUUCAGUCCCGUCAGCCCUCCUGUCGUGGAUCUCAGAACCAUCAUGCAAAUUGAAGAAAAUAGACAAAAAUGUGGAGCUACACCAAAAACAAAUUUGGGCAAAAUGAUUUCUCAUGGAGUUAAACUUUCUCAGAAGCAACGAAAAAUGAUUGCACUGACUACCAAAGAAAAUAAUUCAGGAAUGAAUAGCAUGGAAACUGUUUUAACUACUCCUUCCAAAACUCCAAAACCAGCGAAUGCAUGGGCAUCUUCACUACAUUCAGUUUCAUCCAAGUCAUUCCGGGAUUUCUCAGUAGAAGAAAAAAAAUAUAUUACUGGCCAUAGUUCAGGAGAUCAUGUUAAAAAAGUUUGUUUUAAAGGAACUGAAAAUUCCCAGGCUCCAAAAGUUGUAAGAUGCUCUACUUAUGGUACCCCAGGACCAGAAGGCAACCAUAUUUCAGAUGUACCACUUCUGGACAGUCCCAAUCCCUGGCUAUCUUCUUCAUUGACUGCUCCUUCCCUGGUAGCCCCCGUCACUUUCGCGUCUAUCGUAGAGGAAGAACUACAACAGGAAGCAGCUCUUAUCAGAAGUCGGGAAAAACCCUUGGCUUUGAUUCAGAUUGAGGAGCACGCGAUACAAGAUUUAUUGGUUUUCUAUGAGGCAUUCGGCAACCCUGAUGAGUUUGUCAUUGUUGAAAGGACACCGCAGGGACCACUGGCAGUACCUAUGUGGAAUAAGCAUGGAUGCUAGUUCGCCGUGGACUUGAGAUGUAUUUUUUAUAAAUCAUGAAAGAAAAGCUGUGGAAAAGAGUUCUUACAAAUUUGGUAACAGAUCACUAUAGAUAGAAUAAGAAAGGAUCUAAUUUCUUUGCUGCAGUUUAAGCAUAUAAUGUUUGAUUAAACAGAAAUUCUUCAGAAUUAUGAUUUUAGUAACUUUUUAUGUAAAAAUGUGUGAGAGGAAAAACUGACUAGGUUAAGUUUAAAUAGAAUUAUUUCUUCUGAAUAGUCUUAAAAGGAAAUCAUGAGUGAUUGAAGUGUACAAUUUAAGAGUGAUCAAUUAAAAAUAACUUUCCAUUUGAGAAUGGGGAUAAAUAAUUUAGAAAAUUUUGCCAAAUAUGUGGCAAAAUCUUGCUUUUUAAUGUGACAUUGAUAAGCUUAAAGUAGGUGCAUUAGCUAUUAUUUCUGAUCCAUUAAUGGCCAAAAUUCUGUAUUUGCUUCAAUAGUUAUGUCUCCAUUCUUGUGUGUUUUUUCAUCAGGCUAUGAAUGUUCUAGGUCUGUUUAAAGCUUGAACUGCCAUAUUAUUUCAGUUUGGACAGCACAUUCUCCAUUUUACAUUAAACUGGAGUACAGUGGAAAGGAAAUAUGAACACCAUUCUGAACAGCUUAGUCCAAGAUAAUAGUUCCUUUAUAAGAUUUGGAGUCAUUGUUGGUGGUAUUUUUGGUGAGGAAGGGAGACCGUAUAAAAGCCUAAUUGUGAGAGAAUCAAUAUCUGAAAGUGUUAAAAGUUUUCUAAAAUAAAUGCUUAAUUAUACAUACAGUAAUGGAAUAGUUUGGAAGAAGGUUGGGUUAUAGUUACCUUUACAAUAUUAUAUAGUCAGUAAUUCUCUGAGCCUGGGUUAUCUGAAUAGACAUAAUGUUUUCUUUACAGUAUGCUGUUCAGUUUGUUUUGGAGUCAUUAAAUUCUUUAAAAAUAAAUGUUAAAAUCCGUGCUCAGUACCUAGACAAAUUGGGAAGGUUAAUGUUCUAGUUUCUGGAACAUAAGCCUAGGGGAACAUACACGCAAUUCAUUGCUAUAAUUCAGUUGAUGGAAAUGUGGCUGAAACUAACUCAAUACUUGAGGUUUAGCUCUACUCAAAAGGAGCAAACUUGUAAGCAAAUGUGCAAUAAAAAAUAAUCUUGAUCCAUUUCACUGCUAAUGUCUUUUUGAUAUCUUGUAGUAUGUCAACAUCUAUUAUAGGAGGAAUUACUGAUUAUUCCUCCUCGUAUUAUAUACUAUAGCCAGUGUUUAAGUUGAUGCUGUAUCUAUUCUUUGCUUAAGAAAGGGCAGUUUUCCUAAAAUGCAUUUGUGAAAAGUUUAAUAUUCUAUGUGUUUGAGUAAAUUGAGAAGAAAUUAACUUUA
Equus caballus (horse) is the source of this 6077-nucleotide messenger RNA. RefSeq names its product inhibitor of Bruton tyrosine kinase (gene IBTK). The record is from RefSeq and is a predicted model, not a curated record. Lineage: Eukaryota; Metazoa; Chordata; Mammalia; Perissodactyla; Equidae. Gene Ontology annotation, molecular function: protein kinase binding; protein tyrosine kinase inhibitor activity. Gene Ontology annotation, biological process: negative regulation of protein phosphorylation. Gene Ontology annotation, cellular component: cytoplasm; nucleoplasm.